Plasmopara halstedii is the source of this 303-nucleotide messenger RNA. RefSeq lists its product as uncharacterized. Lineage: Eukaryota; Oomycota; Peronosporomycetes; Peronosporales; Peronosporaceae. Bases 1 to 303 code for a protein of 100 amino acids. The record is from RefSeq and is a predicted model, not a curated record. The transcript has a single exon.
AUGGUCUCGGGGCCGCAUAUGGUGUUACGAAACACCAACAACGCGGACACAGGGGUGUACCAUGCGUCGUUCUUGGCAUCACUAGACUGUAACGCCGAGCUGCUCCACGGGCAGACCGCCACCAGCUGUCAGCGAUUUGACGCCUACAUUUGCAUCUAUAAAGAGCGUGCUGAGUUUGACGAAUUCAACGAAGUCGACUUUGAUCGCGAACAAGUGGGUCAAACACAACGGAGACAAGGAUUCGAAGAGAUGAGACAACUGGUUCUAGCGUGUGGCUUAGUGGUAGAAGGUGUUGUCGGAUAG